AGUUUUGUUGACGUCAUUAAGAGCACGCGACCUCGCGGGAUGCCGUACUUCAUUAAUUAAAACGGCGAAAAGACACAAACCCGUCGUCGGCCGCGGAGGAGAACGGGAAGAAAGUUCCCACGACGUCCACGCACACAGCCUGUCCCUGCGGGCCGAGCUUGAGGGCCACUCCGCUCCGCGCCACCCUCCGAGCCAGGACGGGCCGCCCGCCGCCACCCACCCAGACCACCGCAACACCAUGGCGGCGCUGUACAUGCGACACCUGGAGGAAGAUCGGGAGAAAGAGGUGAUCAGGACAGACGUGACCGCGGACGAGGAUGAAGAGACGGCGGCGCCAGUAAUCCGCAGGAAGGUGUCGUUCGCGGACGCGUUCGGCCUCGAUUUGGUCUCCGUGAAGGAGUUUGUGGACGCCGCGGAGGAGGUCAGCGAUGAGGACGAAGUGACCCCGGCUGAGGAGUUCUACCUGUCCUGUCUCUUCACCGCGCCCGAGUCCUCGGAGGAGCUGGAGCGCAGCCUGGAAGCGCGGAUGGUGGACUUGGAGAGCAUCGAGCUCCUCCCGGGUACCACCACCCUCCGAGGCACCGUGAGGGUGCGCAACCUCUGCUACAGCAAGGCCGUCUACGCCAGGAUCACCCUGGACAGCUGGCGGAGUUGCUUUGACCUGCUGGCCGACUACGUGCCAGGAUCCAGUGAUCGCAAAACAGAUAGGUUUACCUUCCAGUACACGGUGGUCCCCCCCUUGGAGAAAGAGGGCACCCGGGUGGAGUUUUGUCUGCGUUACGAGACGUCGGCGGGCACUUUUUGGGCCAAUAACAUGGAGAUGAACUACGUGGUGUUCUGCCACCAGAAGAGUCCUCUGAAGCAAGUGCAGAGGAGCUGUCUCAAAGCGAACAGGAGGGGAGGCACUCAGGAAAAACCGAGCGACGACACGGCCGUACUGAGCACAAAAGCCGAGGCCUCGCUUGAGGAGAAGAGUGCAGAGGGCGUGUCGUUAUUUCACCCUGCAGAACACAAACCCCUGGUGGCGAGCAUAAAAAGCCGACAUAGAGCCGUGCGUCUGGCGCACGUCAAAGACAUACUCUCCCAUACGUGGGGGCAACGUGAUUGCACGGCGGCCGAGGCCAACUCUCAGAAACAAUCCAACAAGUUACCCCACGUCCUCACCUACCACCAAAUUCCUCUGAUCACGCUGGACUGGGACAACGAUAAUACUUUAAUGGACGAUAUCUGGAACGGAAGAGCCAAAGUGACCUUGUCGAAAGAAGAAAGUGUGAAAGCUGCCGGGCCGGGGAACGAUAUCUGGGGGUCUUUUCUCAACGGGCAAGGUCCCGCUGCUGAUAACGACACCUCCGUGUGUGACGUAUGGCAGGCUUUUAUUAACGGGCCUGGCUGCCAGGGCGACUUGACUGUCCCCCAGUCGGAAUGGCUGCAGACCGCCGCUCUGGUUCCUGCUGCGACUAAAAGCAAGGAGCACGUCCAGAAUGCCACCCGAGCUGCGAGUCAGGCGCAGUCGCCGGAUCGCGUUUCCUCGAGAGGUGACGACAGAGUCGCCGCAGAGUUGUUGCGGACGCCGCCCGUGUCCGAGGGAUCUGUUGACACACCAGAAGAACGGGUAACAGAGAGAAAUGAAAGCCCGAAGGAGUUGACUGCAAUGACAACGGGGACUCGGAUCUCACUGGGAGAGAAUGCCACCCGAGCUACGAGUCAGGCGCAGUCGCCGGAUCGCGUUUCCUCGAGAGGUGACAACAGAGUCGCCGCAGAGUUGUUGCGGACGCCGCCCGUGUCCGGGGGAUCUGUUGACACACCAGGAGAACGGGUAACAGAGAGAGAUGAAAGCCCGAAGGAGUUGACUGCAAUGACAACGGGGACUCGGAUCUCACUGGGAGAGAAUGCCACCCGAGCUGCGAGUCAGGCGCAGUCGCCGGAUCGCGUUUCCUCGAGAGGUGACAACAGAGCCGCCGCACAGUUGUUGCGGACGCCGCCCGUGUCCGAGGGAUCUGUUGACACACCAGGAGAAUGGGUAACAGAGAGAGAUGAAAGCCCGAAGGAGUUGACUGCAAUGACACUGGGGACUCGGAUCUCACUGGGAGAAAGGCCGAUUCAGGGUUGGGGAGACACAGGUCAGACGCCGGCAUUUUCUGAGACCGUCAGAGAAGAGGGGCGAGGAGUCUCAAUGACCUAUGACAAAAUCCUCAAGCCUGGGAGCAAUGAAAGCCCACUGGAUGUAAAUGAACGCCGCGGUGAAUGCGACCCAAACCAAAGAACUGAGACCGAAGUAGAGACGUCAUUCAGGGAAGUUGUUGAGGAAGUUGGAGAGGCUGAGAAGAAAAACGAGGAAAUUGUCAUUGUCUCAAAUGGCACAAGCUUGCAGGUACUUCCAGACAAUCCGGAGGCUCGUGUCGAGAGGCGACUUGAAAUAAAGACUUUUAGACAUUUCCCCACGGAUAGCCACAAAGGGAGGUCUGAGGAGGGUCAAAAAGGCCCAGAGCUCUGCGACCAACUGGACGGAAUCCCAGCAAAACCCGACGCAUCCUCAGCUUUGGAGGACCCUCCGGGAGAAAAGGAGCAGAGUUUGACGGCGUUUACCGAAGCGCUUGAAGUGAUCGAGUCCAGAUCGGACGGAGAUGGAGAGCCCGAGGGAGAUAAUGGUGCACUUGAAGGACCAGGAGGUAGCGAGCAUUCAGAUCCUGCCUCGCCUGCUCCGGACAUCAAGCAUCCGUCCAAGAAGUCCAACGGUUUUGUGUGGUGGAGCAUGUUGUACAUCCUAAGUCACAUCACACAGUUCACCACCUGCAGCCUGCUGGUCGCCGGAUUCGUUGUCAUUGUUUCCUUCUAUGAUUUCCCAGCAUUCUUCGUGCUUUACACGUUCUCACUAGUGUGGUGGUUUUAUAAGUGGAAAGGGCCUGAAGAGGCGACAAAAAGGUUGUUAGAGAGGGUGAAAUAGUAGCUAAACCAAGAUGUCUUCAUAGGGAAGUAGGUGCAAUGACACAUUUUUAUAACUAUUUUUGUCUUUCCUACCUAUCAAGUAGUGCACUGUUUGGCUUUUCUUGAAUAAAAUAAAUGAUUGGUCACCA
Messenger RNA from Nerophis lumbriciformis (worm pipefish), 3074 nucleotides. RefSeq lists its product as uncharacterized. Lineage: Eukaryota; Metazoa; Chordata; Actinopteri; Syngnathiformes; Syngnathidae. Gene Ontology annotation, cellular component: protein phosphatase type 1 complex. Gene Ontology annotation, biological process: regulation of glycogen biosynthetic process. The record is from RefSeq and is a predicted model, not a curated record. Gene Ontology annotation, molecular function: glycogen binding; protein phosphatase 1 binding.